Talpa occidentalis (Iberian mole) is the source of this 2285-nucleotide messenger RNA. RefSeq names its product zinc finger C4H2-type containing (gene ZC4H2). The record is from RefSeq and is a predicted model, not a curated record. Bases 132 to 806 code for a protein of 224 amino acids. Gene Ontology annotation, cellular component: nucleus. Lineage: Eukaryota; Metazoa; Chordata; Mammalia; Eulipotyphla; Talpidae. Gene Ontology annotation, biological process: positive regulation of neuron differentiation. The transcript has 5 exons.
GGCCUUCUCCGAGUCCUUCCCGCACAGGCUCAGAAUCCCUUGCUCUGAGGAGGUGGUGACAUUGUGUCUAUUGUAUCCUUGGAUUUGUCUGUUUGUACAUUUCUCCGUUCCUGAAAUUAAGAGUUAAAAGCAUGGCAGAUGAACAAGAAAUCAUGUGCAAAUUGGAAAGCAUUAAAGAGAUCAGGAAUAAGACCCUACAGAUGGAGAAGAUCAAGGCCCGUUUGAAGGCUGAGUUUGAGGCUCUUGAGUCAGAGGAGAGGCACCUGAAGGAAUACAAGCAGGAAAUGGAUCUCCUACUACAGGAAAAGAUGGCCCAUGUGGAGGAACUCCGAUUAAUCCAUGCUGACAUCAAUGUGAUGGAAAACACCAUCAAACAGUCAGAGAAUGACCUGAACAAGCUGUUAGAGUCUACCCGUCGGCUACAUGAUGAGUAUAAGCCAUUGAAGGAACAUGUGGAUGCCCUGCGCAUGACUUUGGGCCUGCAGAGGCUCCCUGAUCUUUGUGAAGAGGAGGAGAAACUCUCCUUGGAUUACUUUGAAAAGCAGAAAGCAGAGUGGCAGACGGAACCUCAAGAGCCCCCCAUCCCUGAGUCCCUGGCCGCUGCUGCCGCUGCCGCCCAACAACUCCAAGUGGCUAGGAAGCAGGACACUCGGCAAACAGCAACCUUCAGGCAGCAGCCCCCACCUAUGAAGGCCUGUUUGUCAUGUCAUCAACAAAUUCACCGGAACGCACCUAUAUGCCCUCUGUGCAAAGCUAAGAGUCGGUCCCGGAACCCUAAAAAGCCAAAACGGAAGCAGGAUGAAUGAAGAAAAGGAGAACAUAGAGCUCCACUGCUCAUAACCCCUCCCUUUGCCAGAGUGGUUGAUGUCCUGAUGUUAAACAACACUUCCCCACCUCUACCAAGUCUCCUCUAUAAUGUGAUGGAAGCACAACGCCAUUCACACUUAGUUCUUAUUUCUUUUUGCUCUUGGGGUUUUUGGUUUAGGAAGAGAUAUAGUUCAGGUGCUAACGUCAAUGUGUUUGAUUACUUUCUCUCCCGUCUACAUUUCCAUGUCUGCCCUUGUUUGGAGCUGAAAGAAGGGCAGAAGGCCCAGAUAUGAUUCUUUGUCUCUUGUGAAUAAGACCUGGGGCCUAAGGUCUGAGGGCUCAGGGCCAUCCAUAAUUUGUUUCAUGUGAAGACUUGAGUUUCCUCCUCCCUGUAUUUUUGCCUUAGAUUCAGAAGGGACAACAGUCUUAACGGACUUUCCAAUAGGCUUGAUGCAUACAUCUUGCCACCCCUCCUCAUCUCAUCUUCAAGGUCCAGAGGGAGCUUACAUAAGCCCUCCUUUUCAUAUUCAUUUGGAAGACCUGUCUCUUAUAGAGUUCACCCUCAUUCCUGGUAUCUCAGAUAUACUAAAAUUCUUAGUUAGUGGGCUGUGUGUCCGAGGGUCCUGAUAUCUGUGGGCCUUUACUCCAUAUCCCUACUUUUUGCAAAUCAGUAAUAGAAUUUAUGCACAGUGAAAUCUGGAAACCAGAUCCACUCCACAAGUCCUGCCUAAGUUGAUGCGGUAAGGCAUUGGAUUGAGGACUCUGCUGUACAAGCUACCUUAGGCUGAGAGGAUCCCCAGGCUAACAAUAUCUGUGUUUUGCCUUUUUAUUUUUUUUUUUUUUUCAAAAUCAUCACUCCAGUAUUUUACUCAGUGUUGUAUCUUUGGAAUCACACAAGUUAGUUAAUAUUCAAGUGAGUGCAAAUCACUUGACAAUUUUACACAUGCAGGUGAGUAAGAUUUGCCCUCCAGUCAACAUUCCCUCUUUUGGGUUUUUCCCCUUCUAUAAGACAGUAUCAGCUCAGGUCAGCUGCUGGCCAUCCCUUUCCUAUGGAUUAUGCAAGUGGCCUUCCCUCCCUAAAGAAAAAUAUACCAGCUCCCCAAGCCCUAACAACUCUCUAAUUAAGUCAAUGUCAGACUUAAGAAAUAGGGAUGGGGCUGUCUGACUGAAAAAUUUUAGUUCCACAUCUUAGUCCUUGGCUGGGGAGGGGAGAUAUUUUUCCUUCCUUAAUUGUAGUUUUAAGUUGUCACAGUGACUGUGUGUUCAUAAUAUAAAGCGUUCCUUUGCUCAUUGAAAAAUAAGAUAUAUGUCUGUACAAAUCCUUUUAAAUAAACAUUUGUUCAUUGGAGUAAUGCUGACUGGAUGCCUGCAAGUAUCAGAUGUAAUGCCUUUUCCCCUCCUGGGGGAAAAGCAACUCUACUUCUUGGUGGGAGGAACUGUGUAUGUCAGCGAUGAGGGGGAUUGUUGGCCAUAUUUGC